Messenger RNA from Closterium sp. Naga37s-1, 1338 nucleotides. The record is from the annotation of a GenBank genome assembly. Lineage: Eukaryota; Viridiplantae; Streptophyta; Zygnematophyceae; Desmidiales; Closteriaceae.
AUGGCCGGCCGGCGAUCCGCCAUCAGCUUGGCGACGCGGAUUUUCUCGUCGCUCGAGUCCUCCGUCGCGCCCGCCGCCAUUCUCGGGCAGCAGGGCACGCUGGGCGCCAUGCUGUCGCCUCCAAAUCAGCCCGUGCGGCGCCUCAACGUGCACGAGUACCAGGGCGCGGCGCUGAUGGGCAAGUACGGCGUGAACGUGCCCAAGGGCAUCGUGGCGUCCACGCCAGACGAGGCGCUGGCCGCCGCCAAGCAGCUCGCCAGUCCGGCGGGGCAGGUGGUGAUCAAGAGCCAGGUGCUGGCGGGCGGACGCGGGCUGGGCACGUUCAAGAACGGCUUCAAGGGCGGCGUGCACGUCACGGACGUGGACCACAUCUCCGACUUCGCAUCCAAGAUGCUGGGUCAGAUCCUGGUCACCAAGCAGACCGGAGCCGCCGGCAAACCUGUGAACAAGGUGCUGAUAGCGGAGAUGCUCAAGGUGACCAACGAGAUGUACUUUGCCAUUCUGCUCGACCGCGUCUCCGCCGGCCCCAUGAUCAUCGCGUGCGGCGAGGGCGGCACGAGCAUCGAGGACCUGGCGGAGAAGUACCCCGACAAGAUCAUCAAGAUGCCGAUCGACGUGUUCAAGGGCAUAACGGACGAGCAGGCGAGGCAGGUGGUGGAGAAGCUGGAGCUCAAGUACAGCGACAAGGACGCGGCCGUGGAGCAGAUCAAGCGCCUCUACAAGAUGUUCGUCUCCACCGACUGCACCAUGCUCGAGAUCAACCCGCUGGCGGAGACGGCGGACGGCAAGAUGGUGGCGGCGGAUGCGAAGCUCAACUUCGAUGACAACGCGGCGUACCGCCAGAAGGACAUCUUUGCCCUCCGAGACGAGUCGCAGGAGGACCCUCGUGAGGUGACGGCGAGCAAGGCGGACCUGAACUACAUUGGGCUGACGGGCGAGAUCGGGUGCAUGGUGAACGGGGCAGGGCUGGCCAUGGCCACCAUGGACAUCAUCCAGCUGCACGGCAGCAGCCCCGCCAACUUCCUUGACGUCGGCGGCAACGCUUCCGAGGACCAGGUGAUCCAGGCGUUCAAGAUCCUGACGUCAGACGACAAGGUGAAGGCCAUUCUGGUGAACAUCUUUGGCGGCAUCAUGCGCUGCGACGUCAUCGCCAGCGGCAUCGUCAAUGCCGCCAAGCAGGUGUCGCUAAAAGUGCCGCUGGUCGUGCGGCUGGAGGGCACGAACGUGGACAUCGGCAAGCGCAUCUUGCAGGAGAGUGGUCUGCCCAUCAUCACUGCUGACGAUUUGGAUGAUGGCGCCAAGAAGGCUGUAGAGGCUGCCAAGAAGGCCACGGCAUGA